UCGGUGAGGGAAGCCCUCGAUGGUGAUUGGCUGCUGGGGCAGGGAACAUUAUAAAGACCCUGAUGAACGUGGAGCUUCAUGGUCUCCCCUGACAAAUCAAUGACCAGGAACCUUCAGCAGACACACUCUGCUGCUCCCACCCACACGAAUUUUUACAGAAGUUAAAAGUUCCUUUUUUUCAUUUUACUGUCAAACAGUAGGCCUCCUUUUAUUCCAUGUCGUGAGGCUGAAAUAAAGGCCUGUGAGAGUUUAGCUGAGGCCACGAGCAGAUGCGCUACAAUAAGAGUGACAAGAGGGAGAUUUUUUUUUUUCUUCAGUCUUCGUUGAGUGAGAGGAAAUUUUGAAACAUUGUGCAAUGGUGCCACAAAAGUUUUGAAAGGUUGUGUGAGGGUUUUGCCAGCGAAGCGUCUGACAGUCGGUCCAUUGGACAAGAGGUCUCCAUGUUGCAUCCAUACAGAAUGGAGAGCUACCUCAUCCCUCCUCAGCACACAGAUGAAAUGUACGAGUCCGACAUCUACAGACAUCCAAUUACAGAAUAUUAUAAUCCAUAUGUGUUAGAUGCAGAUAUCCAACCAGAUCACUGGGACUACCACCCUCACCCUCACGUGCACCCAGUGGAGUUUGAAAACCUCCAGGAGACCAACUUCACAGAGCUGCAGAGCGUGCAGGCCCUCCACUCGCCUGCCCUCAUACGACACGACGCCAUACGAUACGACCCAGAGAGCCUGCUGGAUGCUAAUCUGGCCGCUCAUCCACAUGUGUUGCAGCAGUCAAAGGUAACUUUCUUCCCGCGGGCGGUCUACCCACCACACGUGUCUCAGCGCAGCUCCGACGAUGAAGAGCACGGAGGAAGGAGUCCUCCGUUGGAGGUGUCCGAUGAGGAGCACUCCAGAGAUCGAGUCCCUUACGUCUUACCAGGAGAGCUGGGUAAUAAGAAGAAGAUCCGUCUGUACCAGUUCCUGCUGGACCUUUUAAGGAACGGCGACAUGAAGGACAGUAUCUGGUGGGUGGACAGAGACAAAGGGACAUUCCAGUUUUCAUCCAAACACAAAGAGGCCCUCGCACACCGCUGGGGAAUCCAGAAAGGGAAUCGCAAGAAGAUGACCUAUCAGAAGAUGGCUCGCGCUUUGCGCAACUACGGCAAAACUGGAGAGGUGAAGAAGAUCAAGAAGAAGCUGACGUAUCAGUUCAGCGAUGAAGUUCUGGGGAAAAGUCAUCUGGAGAGAAAAACAUACAUUUAGCAGGUGGGAUCCUUUCGGAUGUAGCUGUAGAUAGUUAGUUAGUCAGGCCGUCUGAUCUAGAGUAGGACUGGUUUAAGUACAGCGAUCCCCUAAAGAAACUGAUGCAUUAAACUGCCAGCAAGCUCUCACCAUUUCACACAGACUCUGUCCUCCAUGCUGUCACUUUGAAACUCACAAUAAAGCCACAAACAAACAUAAAAAUGUACAUUUUUAGUCAUUUAUAACUGGUUAUUUGUCAAGUUCAGCCCUUCGGAGGACUUCAAUUUGAUAAACGUAUUGGUAACAUUUUUUUCAUCUUAUAUAAGUAAAAUAUAAUUUGUACAAUAAGUCUCCUUAAAUAACUUUCAGAACUGCUUGUAAACAUGAUCCUACAAGAUGAACACAAAUGUAUAAGUUUGUGUAGCAUUUACAUUUUUUUCUUAAGAAAAUGCUAACAAAAAAGGUCUUGAAUAAGUGAUCUUGAUACACCUUCAAUGUUCCUCCUCCUCCAUUUUUAAUCUCCUGUGUUAGACAUGCAAAAGUUCUCGUCAUUGUGUAUCAUUUGUGUGUGUGUGUGUGUGUGUACAUAGCCUGUCAACGUUGCAAGUUUAUAUUUAAAGCAGCCUAAAGACGUGACGCGAUCAUUGAACAGGAUUAACUGUGAUUAGUUAAUAUAUCAUGCUACAUGCAAAUAUUUACAUAAAAAGGAAAGUAACUGUACAAAUAAAUGAAAGUGUCUUUAAUCCAAAAGGGUUUGUAUCAAGUGUUUUAUGUGUAACUGCAGACGGUUGACUUCAACAAACAUCAAUGACAAAAAAAAUGUGUUUGAAGAGAGAGGAAGAGGAAACUAAUCUGCACAAUUGAAUAGUGUUAGGUUUACAAAUGUGGUCUGUUAUCUUUGGGUGCAUGUCAGAGAAUAACUGGUAGCUUUAGAGGAACUUGGAGGCUUAAAAUGGGCCCAGAGGGUGAAGUGGCUUGUCACUGCUUGUUCAUUAUCUGACUGUGAAUCCUGACACGCUGCGGGGUCCGGCUCUCCGUUUACGGGGUGUGAGGUGUCACAUCAUGUCAAUAGGCGGCACAGAAAUUAAAGUUCAUUAACGUAUAGUCUGUGUGUCAGUUUCACCCACUGUCAUCAUUCGUCUGUAUCUCUGCAAUGGAUACGAGGAAGAAACCAACAUGCUUGGUAAAGAAUACUUCCUAUUCAGCAGGUAGAGAUGAUGGAUGUUUUUAAUGUUUC
This is a messenger RNA of Oryzias melastigma (Indian medaka), 2457 nucleotides long. RefSeq names its product Spi-1 proto-oncogene b (gene spi1b). The record is from RefSeq and is a predicted model, not a curated record. Gene Ontology annotation, molecular function: DNA-binding transcription factor activity, RNA polymerase II-specific; sequence-specific DNA binding. The coding region runs from base 441 to 1241 and encodes 266 amino acids. Gene Ontology annotation, cellular component: nucleus. Gene Ontology annotation, biological process: cell differentiation; regulation of transcription by RNA polymerase II. Lineage: Eukaryota; Metazoa; Chordata; Actinopteri; Beloniformes; Adrianichthyidae. The transcript has 5 exons.